This is a messenger RNA of Volvox carteri f. nagariensis, 1557 nucleotides long. RefSeq lists its product as uncharacterized. Gene Ontology annotation, biological process: ammonium transmembrane transport; ammonium homeostasis. Gene Ontology annotation, molecular function: ammonium channel activity. The record is from RefSeq and is a predicted model, not a curated record. Gene Ontology annotation, cellular component: membrane. The transcript is spliced from 11 exons. NCBI's taxonomy places the organism in Eukaryota, Viridiplantae, Chlorophyta, Chlorophyceae, Chlamydomonadales, Volvocaceae. The coding region runs from base 1 to 1557 and encodes 518 amino acids.
AUGAGCAAUCAAGGUCCACUGUCAACUGGAGGCUGUACAUCCGAGCAGUUUGCGGAAGUCGUGAAGGCGUUGGAUGGUGAUUCCGCCGCCGCGACCGCGCUUUGUCAAGUAUUCGCUACCAGUAACCGAACCGAGGAGAUUGCCUUCGGCUUGAACACCGUGUUCAUGGUGCUGAGUGGGGCUCUGGUAUUUAUCAUGGCGAGCUUUGCAAUGCUGGAGGCUGGGGCGAUCCGAAGCAAAAACGCGAUGAAUAUCCUGUUACAAACAGUUUUGGACGGCGCCGCCAGCGCAAUCAUGUGGUAUCUUGUUGGUUUUGGAUUUGCGUACGGCAUCGGGGACCGGCCAAACGGAUUUAUCGGAGAUGCGCUGUUCGGUUUGGCUCGGUAUAAAUCCCACGAGACGGUUACGGAUGUACGGGGCGAUUGGACGAGCUGGUUUUUCCAAUGGGCCUUUUGCGCUACAGCCGCCACGAUCCCCGCCGGGGCGGUGGCCGAGCGCUUCAACUUCAACGCCUACCUGGGCUACUCACUCUUUCUGGGCGGUUUCGUCUAUCCGGUUGUCGUACACUGGGUAUGGUGCCGUACCGGCUGGCUAGGGUACGGCACCGACGCCCCCCUUUUGGGAGCGGGCAUGAUUGACUUUGCGGGCAGCGGUGUCGUACACAUGACGGGGGGCCUGGCGGGGCUGAUCGGCGCCACGAUGGUGGGUCCAAGGAUGGGUCGCUUCGACUCCAACGGUCAACCGGUUCACAUGCCAGGCCACUCGGCCAUCCUCGUCGUACUAGGUACCGUACUUCUGUGGUUUGGCUGGUACGGCUUCAACCCAGGCAGCGCGCUCGUGGCAGACAACGCCAACGUGGCUAGUGUGGCUGGUCGGGCCGCUGUCACCACGACAUUGUCCGGGGCCGCGGGGGGCCUUACCUGCCUGGUGAUCGCGGUGUGGCGGGGUCGGUCUUGGGAUUUGACGUACCUUUGCAACGGAAUGUUGGUUGGGUUCGUAUCCAUCACUGCGGGUUGCUCAGUCCUGGAGCCCUGGGCCGCGCUGUUGUGCGGGGGUGUGGCGGCUGUGCUCUUUGAGGCCGCAUGCGAGGGGUUAUUGAAACUGCGAAUCGAUGACGUUGUGUCGGCGGGCCCUAUGCACGGCGUGUGUGGCGCGUGGGGUGUAUUGAUCGUGGGCUUGCUAGCGAAGAAGGAGUACGUCGAGCAAACCUUCGACAGGGACAUCUACCCCCAUGGUCUAUUUUACGGCGGUGGCGGCAAGCUGCUGGCGUCACAGGUGAUUGGCAUACUGGCAAUUGCCGGCUGGGUGUUUGGAACCAUGGGUCCGUUCUUCGCGGCGUUCAGGGCCGUCGGCUCUCUGAGGAUUAGCGCCGAAGACGAAACUUUGGGGCUUGACGCUUCUAAGCAUGGGGUAAGGAAUCUGGGUAGGGCAGGAGUACGGAAGGCGAUGCCGUCGUGUCGUACUCUGGAUCCACUGAAUUGCGUUGUGUCUCACAUAUCGUGUCGAGUUGAGUCGGCCGCUUCAUUUCCCAUCACUCCCUCGUCAUGUACGACAUGA